AGGGAGCAGGUUAGUAUACUGCUGGUGCUAUAUUUCCAGCAAAGUCAGCUAAAAUAGUUCUAUAAUUAACACACGUCUGAAUUCAUGUGAGCUUUAGUGUGACUUUCAGCACAAGCCAGACAGCUCGGUGGAGUAACACCUCCCCGCCGGCAGGUGGCGCCAAAUAAAAACAACUCCCAGCUGGGGAACAGAGGAGGAAACUUGAAAGCAGCUCGAAAGGUGAUGUGUUGUUAAAAUUUCUCUUGGCAAGAUGUCGGGCCACGAUCAGCUGGUUCUCUGUUUGUGUGAAUUAACGAGGCUGCUGUGGAAGUUGCUGCUUCCUCUGGUGGUUCUGUGCGUGCUGCUGAUCGCUGUCCUGGUCCUGCUGGUGCUGGCGGUGCGUCUGUGGCUUCAGAGCAGCAGGAACGCUCGGCGGGCGAGGGACGGCCGCCCCACUGUGGCCUUCUUCCACCCCUACUGCAACGCUGGCGGUGGGGGAGAGAGGGUGCUCUGGUGUGCUAUCAGGGCUCUGCAGAACAGGUACAUGGACAUCAACUUUGUGGUGUACACUGGGGACCUGGGUGUGACGGGCCAGCAGAUUCUGGAUGGGGCGCGGCGUCGCUUCAACAUCGUGCUCCCCCGGCCGGUUCAGUUUGUGUUCCUGAGGCACCGGCUGCUCGUGGAGCCCGGCCUGUUUCCUCACUUCACCCUGCUGGGACAGAGUGUGGGCUCCAUCUUCCUGGGAUGGGAGGCGCUGACCGAGUUCGUCCCAGACCUUUACAUCGACUCCAUGGGCUACGCCUUCACUCUGCCCCUGUUCCGCUACUUGGGAGGCUGCAGCGUGGGGAGUUACGUCCACUACCCCACCAUCAGCACUGACAUGCUGUCUGUGGUGAGAGAGAGGAACCCCAGGUUCAACAACCCAGACUACGUCUCCAACAGUCUGUUCCUGAGUGCCUUCAAGGUGGUCUACUACUGCCUGUUCGCCCUGCUCUACGGCAUGGCCGGCUCCUGCAGCGACCUCAUCAUGGUCAACUCCUCCUGGACCCUCGAUCACAUCCUGUCACUGUGGCGCGCCCCGAACCGCACCAGCGUGGUCUACCCGCCCUGCGACGUCGGCGCGUUCCUGGACGUCCCGCUGGAGGAGGACGGGGACAGGAAGUGCCACUCAAUCGUUUCCAUCGGGCAGUUCAGGCCGGAGAAGGACCACCGGCUGCAGAUCAGAGCUUUUAAGAAGGUGUUAGACAGGAGGAGGGAGGGCGCGGGGGGCCGGGAGGCGCUGAAGCUGGUCCUGAUCGGCGGAUGCAGGAACCAGCAGGACGAAGAUAGGGUGCUCAUGUUGAGGGGGCUGUGCCAGGAGCUGGGUGUGGCCGACAGGGUGGAGUUUAAACUGAAUAUACCCUUCGAGGAGCUGAAGAGAGAGAUGGGGGAAGCCACCAUCGGACUGCAUACCAUGUGGAACGAACACUUCGGAAUAGGUAUUGUGGAGUGUAUGGCGGCAGGGAAGGUCAUUCUGGCGCAUAAAUCCGGCGGCCCCAAGCUUGACAUCGUGGUCCCUUUCGAGGGAGGCCAGACAGGUUUCCUGGCUGACGACGAGGACAGUUACGCGGAGGCCAUAGACAGGAUCCUGGCGCUGCCGCCCGCCAGCCGGCUGCAGAUCAGACGCAACGCACGUCAGUCGGUGGCUCGCUUCUCAGAUCAGGAGUUUGAAGCCUGCUUCAUCGCCGCCAUGGAGCCUCUGAUGGGAACGCUUGAACGAUGAGAAAAGAGACUCAUUCUUUGUGUGUGUGUGUGUGUGUGUGUGUAGGUUACGUGGCUAUUUUACACUUUGAGCACCUUUACUUUGUUGCACUUAGGGCUGCGUUUACACUGUAGAUCUGGUCACUAAAUGGGAUCAUUUCUGAUGCAGUAACAUCACUCACAUGCUCACACAGAGCUGCUGAGAUUGUGAAUUUAGUUGGGAGCUCGCCACUCAAGGUGGAGUGGACUUGGAUUUGCCCUGAAAGCAGAAAAGAGACAUUGGAAACUAUCUGCAUUACUUUUACUGAAUGGCCAAAUUUCACUUUCGUGUUUUUAAGGGGAAAUCAGGUACUUUACCUUGUAGUAGUGGAUCCAGCUGCAGGAACGUGUGUAGUUCUCUUCAACUUGUAUUUGUCAAAUACUAGAUUACCCUGUGAGAUGACAUUUGAAGCUCUUUUUUUUUACAGGACACAUUCCUUUGUCAGUAGUGUCAGUUUAAUUAAUUAAAAAGAGAUGUACUGUAUGUAAUACGGUGGUAACAGGACUCAAGAUAUUAAACAGAAACAUAUUUAUUGUUUACAAAAACUAGAAUUCUCUUCAUGCACCAAAUGUGAAGUAUUUUUGAUAUUGAUGCUGAAUGUAAUAAACACAUGAUGAGAGAGUUAA
Molecule: messenger RNA, 2385 nt
Organism: Dicentrarchus labrax (European seabass)
Lineage: Eukaryota; Metazoa; Chordata; Actinopteri; Moronidae
Gene: alg11
Product: ALG11 alpha-1,2-mannosyltransferase
Exons: 5
Coding region: 251-1741 (496 amino acids)
Biological process (GO): protein N-linked glycosylation
Cellular component (GO): endoplasmic reticulum membrane
Molecular function (GO): GDP-Man:Man(3)GlcNAc(2)-PP-Dol alpha-1,2-mannosyltransferase activity
Source: RefSeq, a predicted model, not a curated record